Ixodes scapularis (black-legged tick) is the source of this 6474-nucleotide messenger RNA. RefSeq lists its product as uncharacterized. NCBI's taxonomy places the organism in Eukaryota, Metazoa, Arthropoda, Arachnida, Ixodida, Ixodidae. The transcript has 12 exons. Gene Ontology annotation, molecular function: protein kinase binding. The coding region runs from base 307 to 4260 and encodes 1317 amino acids. Gene Ontology annotation, biological process: positive regulation of protein tyrosine kinase activity; neuromuscular junction development. The record is from RefSeq and is a predicted model, not a curated record.
ACAGACGCCGUUCCGUGAUUGCGAAGGCGCUGCGAGACUCCGUACCGUGCUCUGUUGGAACCGCUGGCUCCCGAAUCGUGCUUUGUCGUUGUCGCGCUGUGUGUCGUGUCGUCGUGUGUUGUGUGGGGCAUGAAGACGCGAGACUCGCGGGCUCCGGUUUGGAUUAGGAGCGCGCGAUGAACGACGGAGGCACAGCGGUUGCUGCGCGUUGUAGCGUCGCUCCUCGUGGUGGCGGACGGCGACGUCGCGCGGUGUUGUCAUCCGUCCUUGGCGAGGAGUGAGGCGGGACCCCAGCCUGCCGGGACCAUGUGCGACCCCCGAACGGUGAUCGAGGGAUCGCUCAAGUACCGCGAUGGACGCAAGUGGAAAAGUCGCUGGUGCGUGGUCUCCAAGCUCUCGCCCGUCGCAGACUGCAUCCACGUGCAGCUGUACCGGGACAGCCGGGAGCGCUGCAAGAGCGGGCCGACCAAGGCGUCGCUGUCCCUGGCCGGCUGCCUCGGCCUCGAGGCGGGCUUCACGCUGGACAAGGAGAGCCACACGCUCGCCCUCAUCUGCCCCGACCUGGUGCUCGCCCUGGCCUUCGACUCCAGAGAACUUCUCAUCCAGUGGCAGGUCAAGAUUCGCGCCAAUGUUGCAGAAGUCCAACAGUUCCUGGUGCAAAUCUGGCACUCUCCGGGCCGCGCCAAGCUGGCCAGUGGUCCUGCGCGACUCCAUCUUCAAGACCACUUGUUCUGUCUAACCUCGGGCAUACCCCCAAGGCUUCUAGGCACGUGGCCACUCAAGGAGCUGCGUCGGUUCGGUCUCGUUGAUGGAAAGUUCUGCUUUGAAGGCGGCUCCAAAUGUGGCAAAGGUGAGGGCCUGCACGUGCUGCACACUAACCAAACAGAGGAACUGGCUGAAGCCUUCGAGGCAGCAUCUCGUGGGAAACUGGCCAGCCGCAAGAAACUGCCAUGCAAGCCUUCCGUUCUGGAGACUCCCUCUCGGAUGUCCCUUCAGCCACGAGCUCGGGCUCAGGAUUCAAGUCAGUGUUGCAGCAGCGAGUCCCGACAGCCACUCUUGGGCUCUUCCUGCUCCGACGCUGGCUCGUGCGACGCCUGCUCCGAGAUUGUGCGCUUCGCAAGCGACGCGCAGCUUUCAGACGACGUGUUCCGCAGUAGGACCUUCUGCAAGGUCCACUACAGGUGGCCAUCGUGUGUGUCACACUGUGGUCAUGCAGCGAGUGUCUCAUCCAGCGAGGCCGAGAGUGCCGACACAGUGUCCCUGACCAUCAGUGAUAUUCAGGAGACCCCUCCCAGUGCCAAGGAGAUGGUGCCUGACACAACUCUUCCGAUGAACCCCACUCCAGCAAAUGGCAGCGCUCCAGCUGUCUGGACGUACACUCACUGCGGCAAGUGCGGGAGGCACUACUGUGCCCGCUGCAGCUACGGCAGCCACAGCAGCCAGAGCGGCAAGUCUCCGGAUGGAAGCAAGGGCUUUGCACCUCACUGGACCAUGGAUCUGAGGGUGGCCCCCUCGCAGGCCAGCGAUGCAGCCGUGCAUUCCAGGCUAUCUGGAGUGGGCAGUAUGGCAGGGUGCGCCCACCUGCCCAAGCCCUCGGACCGGUCGUCGGUCUGCUCCCAGAGCAGCGGCACCAGCAGCGCUAGCACAAGUGGCGCCAGCACGAGCUCUUCCGAGUACAAUGUGCCCAGGAGUUUCCUCGAGUCGCUUUACGAUCAGCCACGGAACAUCAUUCACACAGACAGCGAACUCUUCAGGGUGCGCCCAUCGUCUUCCGGUGCAACACCGUCGCCCAUGGUGGACCUGCCGGCGGGGAUCCACCAGAGCAUGCUCCCUUGCCCGUGCACCUCGCGGAGCAGUCAACCGCGCGUCGACUCCGGCAUCACCCGGUCCAGCUCAGGGUCGAGCGACUCCCCGCUGGGGUCGCCCAAGCGUCUGACCCAGGCCGCUUUCUUCCCCGCCCCUGUGGCCAAGCCCCUCAACAGCCCCGUGCCCUGCCAGACCCCCAAGUCUGCCUGUACCUGCGGGCUUAGGCCCCUGGCUCAGUACCUCAACUACGACGUGCCCAGGGCGGCCCUUGCCAAGCUUUACUUAAGAGAAAAACAAGGACAGAGGAGCUCCUUUGAGGGAACAGCUGAUCCCAAGGGGAAUGAUCUACCUACAACCCCUGGACAGCAGUAUGAUGUCCCCAAGAAAUUCAAGGAACAGUUGAUCCAGCAAGAGUGCCAGGCCUCCGGCCGAGCGGGCUGUGUGCUGCCAGUCGCCUGCAACUGUGGUGGUGGGCUUCUGUCAGAGCCCCUGCCCACCUGUCAUGAGCCAUGCACAUGCCGGAGGGUGGCUUGCUGGGCAGGUAGCCUAGUGCCCUGCCUCCGAAGAACAGCAAACUGUGGUGAAGACAGCCACCCUGCCCAAGUGGUCCCCCUAAACUGCCCCACCGCCCCAGCUACCAUCUGCAAAGAGCCUGGAAAGAAAGCUGAAUGCGGGUCCCUACAAACUCCUUUCGUUUCUGCCGAGCAAUUGACGAUGGACCACAAGUUCCCGGAGGACCCUUGCUCGAACUACGCCAACUGCCAGUUCAUAGAAUCCCUCUCCCUCUACCAAAACACAUGUGGCCUUUCUUUAGCCGUGCAGCAGCCUGAAAACGAAAAGACGCUAGAAGUUGUGAAAGAGCAAAAGGCGUCUGCAGGCACGAAGACCUGCGAAGCAUCUCCUUUACAUGGCAGCAAAAGUUUGGAAAGCACUGCGGACAAUGCGGGUUCGUUGAAGAGGCCAAAAGUGAAGAGUUCCCCGUCCAACUCGUCAGGAGAAAGUUACGAGGUGAUGUCAUUUCGCAACGCUUCUGACUAUCGCCUGACUGUCGUCUGCGACGGAAAUUAUGUGGCAAUGCGACCGAUCGAACCUUGUAAAUGUGACAACGAGAAUAGAUCUGCCAGUGUGAGCCGAAGCGAGAACCAAGACACAAAAAGGACUCCACUUCCGCUGCGGCCUUUCAUGCCUUACUUGCUUCCGUGCGAGGAAGAAUUUGUGGAGGAGGCGUCUUCGGACGAGCCCGGCUGGAAAGCUGCCGAGGGCUCCAGAGCUCGAUUCUUCAAAAAUGGAUGGUCCAAUGGUGGAAAGUCCUCCCAGACAAAACCUUCGGCGCUUUCGAACUCCCUCGGAGACCUGAAGAGGAAAGUCCUCACCAAGCGAAGAUCCAAUUCUGCAGACGGUCGCCAGGAAUCGGCCGAACUCUCGGAAACAGAGGACUACCCCGUGGCAUCUCCUACCCGGGCCUGUCAGUCAAAGGAGAGGCGGAGCGCCCUGUCUAAGCUCCCCUUGCGAAGCAGAGAAAGGUCGGGGAACCACCCGGUAGACGUGACACCACCCUCCUCCGUGCCUUCGACACCGAACAACCGCUCGAUGGAGAAUCUCUUUCGCAUUCCAUUCCACCGGUCGGCUGACUGCCUCAAGCUCAAAGGAGACUUCCACUUCUCAGAAGAGGACCUGUCUGCAAAUGGCAGGGAGACCUCCGACACUCGUGACAUUCCCUCUGCCGGAUCGAGCAUCAAGCGCUCCUCGAGCGUGCCGUGCAAGCCCCAGCCGCUCGACCAGAUAUCGAGUCCCUCCGAUUCGGGAGUGUCCACCAGUCUUCCUGAGAGCUCGGAGACGGUGUGCGAACUGGCGGCUCACGACGGAAUCCUCCUCACGGGCAUCCACUCCUCGUUACCAACGAGGCUCGACGAGGGCCCAGGAUCGACUCCAGGGCACCGAAUGUGCGACAAUAUGAGAAAGUGCACCCACAUACAAGAAGCUUUCGCCCGCUGCCCCCAGCAGCAGCAGCUGCAGUACGCGUUGCUGGGAAACGUGGGGCCGGCCAUCGGCAAGACCUGCUCGGGAGGAAGCAGCACGACUUCUUCAGACAGCGACUACAUCGAGACGCUCUCGCUGUGCAGCAGUGGUAGCAACGGCAGUGGCUCAGAAUACGUGCGCUGCUGCGAUGACUGCAAAGCUACCCCCGCAUGCCCUGCCGUAUCCUGCGCGCUCAAGCCACGCUCGGCCAAAGAGUACAAUUCGGUUGAUCGGUCGGGAGUUCGGCCGGAGGGAGAGGAAGAAAGAUAUGCCGCACACGUGCUUGCGUGCCACAGAGCCCACCAUCAUGCGCCCAUUCAUCUGACCCUACCCAAGGCGUCCUCUUCGUCCAGAGGUUCCCCUGCCAAGCAAGCCUUCACGUCGUCGUCCUCGGUCGGCUGCGGGUCAGCCUCCGACUUGGCCUCCUUGACUUAAGUCCAUGGGAGUGCUGCCUAAGGGGAAUGCAGAAAGCUCUAGUCUCUUCCAGACGAGGCUGCCAUGACACACUGGCAAACAAACGUGUCUAUGGUUGACAAAAAGAACAAUCUGUUGCGUUCAAAUCAAGUGUACAGGUUUCCAUGGGCAAAAAUGAACAAAACUGAGCUUUUUGUUUUCCUUCUCAAUUUGCGAUGGGCUACUGCUAGUUUUAAUUUAUCGUCGGAGCAUUUAUCUGAGCUGAAGCAUCUAUCCAUUGCAUUUUGGGAAGUUGUUGGCAUUUCACCUGAUUUGCUGUCAUUCAGGACAGACCUCCUUUUUAUAAUUUUUUAAAUGUCUCGAUGAAAGAGUUUGUGCUGAUGCAGUCACACUGGAGAGAUGACAAAAUGCGUGCCAUCAGAAGUUAAUUUGAGAUCCGUUUAUGACUCCGGAUACCAAGUUUCCUGCAUUCCUUCUUUGUGGCUUUUGGCUCGCUUCACCCUGGAGCUUUCAGAUGAGCAAAUUGGCUGCUGUGAGGACGCCGUGGUCAAUAUGAGUGGCAUGCCUAGUUGUUAGCUUUGUAGAUACACAUACUUCAUUGAUUGUCAUCCUGUUUUAUUGUCAGAGACUAAAGGCAAGUCUCGCAUGAUUUCCUAGAUGUACAAAGGGAGGGGAAUUAAUUUUAAUGUUUGUACAGGUCACUCUAUCGUGAUGUUACUUCUUCCCACAUGCGAGUCAGUGACACGAGGGGGGGAAUAAGCUUUCUUUAGUGCCAGAGAUACGUAUGCGUCGUAUAGCUGUAUAAAAAUGUUUCCUUUUUCAUCGAAGUUUUGUGCAAUAUAGUUACAUACAGCCAACAUCUAAGAGAGGAAAGUAGCUUUUUGGUCUCACACCCACUAGCAUUGUCUGUCUGGUACUUCCGAACACUAAUAACAGUGGCGGACUUAAGGUAUGCAUACGGAUUGUGACAAGUCAGAGUGUGGGUCUUCCUGUUUUGAAAGGGCCCUUUGAAGGUUCUGUUGUCGACGAGUGCAAAUAUACGGGUGCCACCCAUGCACCUACUUGUGCACUCGAGACCUAUAAGUAUCAUAUCACGUCAUAUGGCAUAUCAAUGCUCAAAGGUUGAAUGGAAAAGGUAACACAAAGCAGAUUAACACAUUCUAGUCAUUUACUAAGCAAAUUACCUAUUCUUCCAAAAAUGUUCCAAAUAGCCGUGAAAAAAAAAAAAAAAUAAUUUGAUGCUUGAAACAGAGUAUGAAUUUUUCAGAGUUGGUUACUAAGGAGAUGGAAGUUUGCACAGGGCCAUUUUUGUUUUGCAUUUUAGAUUUCACUUUAUAUGGCAUUGAAUACUGACUCCAAGGUGCUAUGUUCAAUGUGAGCUGGACAACCCAUAGAGUUUUAAGACUACUCCUUUAAAUUCGCUCUGGACAACCAGGCAAGUAGCCAGGAUUUUGUUUCGGGGGGGGGGGGGGCCGCCCAUGACAAAAUGCUGUAUGAGGGGGAGGGGAGAGGAGGUCCCAGCAAACCGGAAAAUUUCGGGGCGGAGCCCGAGCCCCGUGGGCCCUCCCCCUGGCUACGUGCCCGAGACAAACUCAUGCAGCAUGCAGGCACUGCUAAAUCCAGUUUCUUCAGAAAGUAUCACUCCCAAGGAUAAGUAGGUAAUGGGCUUCCGGCUGAUUUCUGGUGACACUGAACAUUACAGCGGUCCUCGUGCAAGCAUGCAUUUCAAUGAAAUGAAAUUCUACGCCUAGACUCUAGAGACAGCUCAAGUAAACCAUGAUAGUUCAUCUCUUGUGGGCAUUGCCUCAUUGUAAGAUAAUACAUAAAAGUUUGUCCAGUAUAUGGCCAAUAGCAGUGCUGGUACAAAUACCAAUAUAGCAUCCCGUUAAUGUCAGUUCUUUCCCCUUCCCAAUUUGUGUUAAUAAGAUAUUCCUUUUGUUUUUGUCUUUCUGGCUACAUGUAAAUAGGCCUGUAUAAAGGCACCUCUUUGGCAAUUCAGGCAACUUCUGCCUGGUAGCCGAACUGUCUUUGCGGACGAGGUGUACCCAAGGCGUACAUAUGGGUUCCCGGUUUCUGUUUUCCACAGGAAAGUCGUUUCCAAAGAUACAGUGUCGAGUGAGUCAUUGUGCAGUAAUGUGUAUGUCGAUUUCAGCAUUUCCCCGAACAGCUGAGUUGGUGUAGACUAUAGGCAAGCCUGUCUAGGAGUCACAAUAAAAAAUGACUGUACAACUUCCA